This is a messenger RNA of Bufo gargarizans (Asiatic toad), 388 nucleotides long. RefSeq names its product putative gastrointestinal growth factor xP1. The transcript has 3 exons. The coding region runs from base 25 to 264 and encodes 79 amino acids. NCBI's taxonomy places the organism in Eukaryota, Metazoa, Chordata, Amphibia, Anura, Bufonidae. The record is from RefSeq and is a predicted model, not a curated record. Gene Ontology annotation, biological process: maintenance of gastrointestinal epithelium.
CAAGACCAAGUGACGAGACCAGCCAUGGACUGCAAGGUGUUUUGUUUAUUUGCCAUUGCCCUCAUUGUUGGGUCCUUCAGCACCGCACAUGGACAGGCUGCACUAACUGACGAGCAAUGUAACGUACAACCAGUCGCAAGAGUAAAUUGUGGUGAACCCGGUAUCACACCCUCCGAAUGCUUCAACAAGGGAUGCUGCUUUGAUCCCACCCCAGAUGCCAUCUGGUGCUUCUACGCUCGCCCAGAUGAUGAAUGCAUCUUGUAAUUGGAUUCUGAUGAACAACCCGGUCACUGCCAGUGGAAGACACAAUCAUCAUCAUGUUUAAUAUCUGCAUAGAUGUAAAAAUCUGAGAACUUUCUCUGCCUUGAUCAGAUUUUAUCUCGUAAAA